UAAAUCGGUACAUGUAUCAAAACUGUGCGUAUCCUGCAGAUACAAACACACAAUCGAGAAAUGACGUUAACUAUUUAACAUGGCCUCAGUUGGUGGUUCUGUCGUAUCUACAAAGACACACUACGCUCGUCUUGGCCAUGCUGCACAAAAUCUGAUACCCAGAUUUCUACAGGAAGUUUUAUUAUAUUAUGAAAACCCUAAAAAUAUUGAUUACAGUUGCAGAACAAAUCCUCAUCUAUUUUGCCGUCUUAAAUCAUCAGACUGGACAAAAAUUAAAGAAGCGGUAAACACUGAAUCUUACAAGAAUUUUGAUAUUCCACUGAUUUAUACAAUUCUGAGAAACAUUCAUUAUUCUACCUUGGAACCAACAGAUGGGUGGGAUUCUAGAACCGACCCUCGACCUCAUCAAAUGAAGACAGGUGAUGACCUUGAAAGAUGCCGAAGAAGAAGAAAUAAGAUAAUACACAGAGGAAACACAGAGGUCAGCGAUCAGGAAUUGCAGGAAUAUUUUGAUGAAUUUGGAGCAAUUGCAAGCAGAUUACAGGUCAUUUGUCAUAAAAAGAACAAUGAUUUUGUUUUGGAGGUUGAAGAUUUGCGAAUUUGCAGUAUGGAUGAGGAUACUGAACGAAAGUACUUGAAAGAAAUUGAAGAAUGGCAAAGCAGAGGUAUUGACUAUGAAGAACAGAUUUCACAAUUAAAGGAGUAUCUUGCGAGUAAGUUUGGUUUAUAA
Messenger RNA from Mytilus trossulus (common blue mussel), 730 nucleotides. RefSeq lists its product as uncharacterized. Bases 80 to 730 code for a protein of 216 amino acids. The transcript has 2 exons. The record is from RefSeq and is a predicted model, not a curated record. NCBI's taxonomy places the organism in Eukaryota, Metazoa, Mollusca, Bivalvia, Mytilida, Mytilidae.